This is a messenger RNA of Procambarus clarkii (red swamp crayfish), 1784 nucleotides long. The record is from RefSeq and is a predicted model, not a curated record. NCBI's taxonomy places the organism in Eukaryota, Metazoa, Arthropoda, Malacostraca, Decapoda, Cambaridae.
CACAUCCAACCUUCCUUCCAGGACGCGGUGACGACGACGAUAAAGUCCAGGAGCUCGUCGUACCUCCUCCUGGUGGCGCUGAGCUGCCCGUCGUCCACAGGGGUUGGCGCCGACCACGCCCACAGAUUCGUCGCCUCUGCCUCUGGGUGGAUGUACGUGGAUGACGGGAUUACACCGAUGGACCAAUCACCACCGGCGGACCAACUGCAGAUGGUUGUUACCGAGAAUGUCCUGACCGUCACCCGCAUCCCACCAGCCUCGGGAAGAGAAGGCGUCUGUCGCAUCCGUAAAAUCUCCACUGACAUCGAUUCUGUCGCGAUCUUCGGCGCUCCUGUUAUCACGAAGGUUACUGUCAAUGGCGCCCCUGGCUACUUCGUCCAGGACCCGGACACUGGAAAGAUCACCGUCAAUAUGAUAUCCUUCGACUGGUGCUACGACCACUCUCUCGUUAUCGUCUGGACAUAGGAGACGAUAGGAGCCAUAGGCAGUCUGUCUCGACCACCUGAAAGCCUCGAUAACAGCAGCCAAGAUAAGCUAGGAAAUAGCAAGAGGGAAGAGGGAAUUACAAUAUAGAUGGGAUUUCAUUUCUAGAAUGCUUAGAAAGUGAUUAUGAACUGCUUGAUGAAUUGAGGCGGUGGGUUGAAUUUGUGAACUUGUCUGCAAGAAGCCUUCAGGAUUUCUAUUUUGGUGUAUUUAUGUGGUUAUAUAUAUAUAUAUUUGUAUAUAUAUAUAUACUGUGGGGGAGACAGAGGGACGAGGAUCUUAAUGAGCUCAACGAGCUUUUUCUGAUAAAGGAACGUCAAUUUUUUAACCACCUAAUGGUUGUUCCAUAAAACAAUUUUCAUUAAGCAUCAAUGUUCUUCCCCUGGCAGUUCCUAGAGAGAACUAGGCUUGUGAGGUAUGUCGGCCGCGUUCAACUCCUCAACAUGGGUAAAAAAAAUCUAAUAAUUGAUCCAUCAGUCUCCACAGACCUUCACUUUCCUCUCUUGGAAACAAUGGGUUUAAGUGUAUUUUUUCAGAGUCAUAAAAAAAUACUUACUUCUUUAGGCCGUUAAGUGUAUUGAUUACGCUCUUUCGUGUGUAUGAUUUUAUAGUGGUAUGUGUAUGUAGUGGUUUUUCUCGUGUUUCAAUGUACGGAGCAUACACACGUUUCUUCUUGUUUCAUUGUAUGGUUCAUAUACGGGUUCGUAAUAGUUUCUGUGAAUUGAUUAUACAAAGGUUUCUUCGAGUCGUCGUCGAGUUUCAAUGGUUUUGGUGUAAUGACUCUAUUAACUCAAUGGUUUUGGUGUAAUGGCUCUAUUAACUCAAUGGUUUUGGUGUAAUGACUCUAUUAACUCAAUGAUUUUGGUGUAAUGACUCUAUUAACUCAAUAGUUUUGGUGUAAUGACUCUAUUAGCUCAAUGAUUUUGGUGUAAUGACUCUAUUAGCUCAAUGAUUUUGGUGUAAUGACUCUAUUAACUCAAUGAUUUUGGUGUAAUGACUCUAUUAACUCAAUGAUUUUGGUGUAAUGACUCUAUUAACGAGAUCGUUGAGGUUCACAUAUUUGUCAACAGUUACGAAUUAACUGAUUACAUUCUCAAAACAGAAUUACCUUUUGACUGUACCUCUCCUCGGCUAGGUAAGAUAUUUAACAUUCUUACAAUAAUCCUGAAACCAGUUUCCUACAUGUCGACUUGAUUUGCCCUUAAUUACUGUAUUAUGUAUUGUAUUAUGAUUUGAUCAAAGAUAAAUUUGUAUAUUUUGUAAUAAUGAACAAGAAAGGCUAAAUAAAAUUUAUGUAAGAA